GUUUUAUGGAGUAAAGAAUAGUGAAAGGUUUGUACGAAUGUGUUCCUAACCUACUGCGUUUCAAAUCCCUAUUAUAUUUUUCGUUCCUGGCUAGUGCAUGUACAUAUACAUGAGUGUAGAUAUCUAGCCUAGGGGUUAGUUAGCCUGCGUUCACUGCUGUUGGUCCAGUUUGCCGCGUCCGGCCGUGCCAAUACCACUAUUACAGUAUUAGUAUUACCACGUUUAGUUGUGACAACAAACAUUGUCUUUCCUCCGUAUGCAUUAUACUUUAUAGGAUCUUGAGUGCAGGACCGCUUCUCCUAGGUGUGUAUGUAUCUUGGAGGAUUCGGCGCCUCGUAAUACAACAACUAAGCAGAGUGCCACUGUCAGACUCAGAGUGGCAAUCGACGAUAUCGAUCGUUUGACAGUGACACACUCGCGCGAGCUGAAGAUUGAUGAAUGAGUGAGUAGCGUCUAGCGUUGUACUGUCUAGUGCAGAUCUACCUACAGCCACCGCAUCGUCGCCGCAUUCAGCUCCAACCCAGUCCAUCAAGCCCGCGACGUCGCCGGACCAGCAAACUGCAAACGAACGGACCGAGAAACACCUGAGGCUGUGGGAGGACGCGCACUCGCAGGCAGAAUGGCAACCAAUGCAGGCAAUGAAAAUGGCGGGCAACAUCUGGCAGCGUCGGGAAUCGGUCAGCAGCGCUUCGCCGGCAAGACCAUUGUGAUCACGGGCGCGGCAGGCGACAUAGGCUCGGCGGCGGCGCGGCGAUUUUUCGACGAAGGCUGCAACGUGGUGCUGGUCGACCUGGACGCGGCAAAGCCCAGACUGGAACGCCUCAGCACUGAACUCGCCGAGACGAACAAGGCUAGCCGCGUGACAAGCAGCAGCAGCAGCAGUAGUGAAAAGUCACGUGACACGCUUGUUGCUGUUGCCGAUGUACGUCGUCGUGCCGAGGUGGACGCGGUCUUUGAGCGGGCCUGGCAGCAAUUCGGAGGUGUUGACUUUGUCUUCAACAACGCCGGCAUCCAGGGCUACAUCGGACCUUCGGAUACGUACGACGAGGAUACGUUCCGGCAGGUGAUGGACGUCAACGUAGUGGGCGUCUUCAUCGUGAUGCAGGCUGCCGCGGCCGCCAUCAUCAAGCACCGGAAAGAAAGCGGCGGCCAGAAGUCGCAAUCGCAGUCGCAGGCGGUGAUAGUGAACACGUCUAGCCUGGCUGGUCUGCUAGGCCCGCCGAACAUGCUGGCCUACACCGCAUCCAAGCACGCUGUCAUCGGCAUGACGCGCACCGCGGCCAAGGACCUGGCGCGCCACGGCAUACGGGUGUGCGCCAUCGCGCCCGGCCUGCUCGAGGGCGCCAUGUGGAGCACGCAGACGCGCGGCCAGGCGGCGUGCGGCAAAGCAGCGGAUAGUGGCGUCCCGCUGUCGCAGGUCACGCUCGACGACGACGAGAUCACGGCGGUCGGCAGCCACAUGCUGGCCGGCACGGCGAUGAAGCGUCUGGGCACUCAGGACGAAGUGGCCGGUGUCCUCGCCUUCCUCUGUAGUUCUGAUGCUUCGUACUUGACUGGAAAUGUUAUCACCAUUGAUGGUGGAAGGUUUUGCUAGCCACCUCCUAUGGUCAUUUCCGAUAACUAGUACCUGAUUUACAGUCCUCAAAAGUAUAAUCUUCACACCUUCAAUGCCUGUUGCCCUGCACACUCCCAUCCUUUUCAUUUUGCUGACCCGUACAGUUCUAUCUUUUAUUUUCGGUGUGUGUUUUUGACCGUGAUGCGGAGACCUAAGGUCGGCCGAGCCAUCAAUGCCACGCCAUCACUGCUGCGGCUCGGUGCAGCCCCUACUCACUAGGUGUCACGUUUGUCCUAGUCUCAGUACCAUUGUCUUUCAUCAUUUUUUUUCGAGCUGGGUACGUGAACAAAGUAAAAAAGAAAAGAAAAACCCCACCAGAAAUG
Messenger RNA from Sycon ciliatum, 1938 nucleotides. RefSeq names its product levodione reductase-like. The record is from RefSeq and is a predicted model, not a curated record. NCBI's taxonomy places the organism in Eukaryota, Metazoa, Porifera, Calcarea, Leucosolenida, Sycettidae. Gene Ontology annotation, molecular function: oxidoreductase activity. Bases 620 to 1594 code for a protein of 324 amino acids. The transcript has a single exon.